AUGGCAGAAGGAAUUCUAUUUGACGUUGCGAGGAAAAUCAUAGAGCAGUUGGGAUCAUUGGCUGUCCACGAAAUCGGAUUGGCAUGGAGUGUUAAAAAUGAUAUUACCCAACUCAAGGAUCGUGUGAGAACUAUCCAAGGGAUACUUCUUGAUGCUGAGGAGCAGCACAACAAGAAGAAUAAUGAGGUGACAGCUUGGCUGCAGACACUCAAAGACGCAUUUUAUGAUGCAGAUGAUUUGCUAGACUAUUACUACACAGAAUUUCAGCAACGAAAGGUGAUGGCUGGGAAUAAAAUGGCAAAAAAGGUACGAAUCUUCUUCUCCAAGUCUAAUCAGAUUGCAUUUAGUCUGAAGAUGGCUCAUAAAAUGAAGAAAACUGUGGAGACACUAAAGAAUAUUUACAGUGUAAGACCAGGUUAUCUUAAUCAACGCUUUAUUGAUGAAAAAAGAGUAGUGAAUUUGGAAAGGGAAUCACACUCUUUUGUACCUAUAGGACAAGUUAUUGGGAGAGGUGAUGAGAAAAAUAAUGUUAUACAACUUCUAUUGGACUCUAAUGAUGAUGAGAAUGUUUCCAUUAUUUCCAUUUAUGGGUUUGGAGGAUUAGGAAAGACCACACUUGCUCAACUUGUAUACAAUGAUGAAAAUAUCACAAAAUGUCUUCAAUUAAGGAUGUGGGUGUGUGUGUCUGACGAAUUUAAUGUGAAAUUAAUUGUAGAAAAGAUUAUAAAAUCUAUAACUCAUAAGGAACCUGGAAAUCUUGAACUAGAUCAAUUACAAAAACGCUUUCGCGAGGAAAUUGAGGAUAAAAGAUAUUUACUUGUUUUGGAUGAUGUAUGGAAUGAGAAUCCCAAUACAUGGGACCAAUUAAAAAAUUUGUUGUUGAAUGGUGCAAGAGGAAGUAAAAUAUUAGUCACUACACAUAGUGAGCAGGUUGCAAAGAUUACUAGUAAACAUUCGUUUCAUAUCCAUCCCUUGAGAGAGCUAGCUAAAGACAAGUCUUGGUCCUUAUUCAAGCAAAUAGCCUUUGAACAUGGGAUAGAGCCAAAAGAUUCAAAACUAGUAGAGAUUGGAAAGGAGAUUGUAGCAAAGUGUGGAGGAGUUCCUCUUGUUAUAAAGACGAUAGGAAACCUACUUUAUGGUAAUAACAAAGAAGAUGAUUGGUUACAGUUCAAGGAUAAUAAAAUGUCAAAAAUAAUUCAAAAGGAAAGUGAUAUUUUACCUAUACUCAAGCUCAAUAAUGAUCAUCUUCCCUCACACUUGAAGCAAUGUUUUGCCUAUUGUGCACAGUUUCCCAAAGAUUGUGAGAUUGAGAAGCAAAAACUUAUUCAUCUUUGGAUGGCACAAGGGUUUCUUCAAGGAUCAAAUAAGAAGGAAUGUCCAGAAGAUAUCAGUAAUAAGUAUUUUAUGGCCUUACUUUUAAGGUCAUUUUUCCAAGAUCUAAAAUAUGAUGAAUGGGGCAAUAUAAUUGCAUGUAAGAUGCAUGAUGUUAUGCAUGACCUUGCACAAUUAGUUGCAGGAAUUGAAUGCAAAAUGGUAGCAUUAGAUACGUUUGAAACUGUGGAUGGAAAAUGUCGUUAUUUAUCACUUGAUUGUGGCGAAAUAAGUGGAUCAUGGAAAUUUCCAACUGCAUUGUAUAGUGCCAAAAAUGCAAGAACUUUACUUUUAUUGGAUAAAUUAAAAUGGGAAAUCAAAGUGGAUGAUGGUUACAAAAUUUUAACAAGUUAUAGGCAUUUGCAAACAUUGGACUUUGGAGGAAUAAGGUUUCAAAAGUUGUUUACUUGGAAUGGUGAACUAGACAGCUCAAUUGCCAAAUUGGAGCACCUACGAUAUCUCAAUUUGUCAAAGAUGGAUAUUAAAAGUUUUCCUAAUUCCAUUUUGAGACUAUGGAAUUUGGAAACAUUAGACCUCUCCUAUUGUAAAAAGCUUAUAAAGCUACCAAGUGAUAUUAGUAAGAUGGUGAACUUGAGGCAUCUUAUAAUCAAAGGAUGUGAUUUUUUAUUGGGAAUGCCACAUGGACUGGGGCUUUUAACUAAUCUUCAAACACUAUCACUAUUCGUAGCAAGUAAGAGAAUUAGAAAAAGCAAACACAGUGGGAUAGAUGAAUUAAAUAGGUUGAACAAUUUGAGUGGAGACCUAGAAAUUAAAAUUUUAAAAUACAUUGAAAAUGGAAGUUUGGCCAACUUAAAUGAUAAACAGUUUCUUCAGUCUCUUAUACUGCAUUGGGGGAGAAGUAGACAUGGGGAGGUUGAGGGGAUUGAUGAAGUGAUGUUAGAAGGUCUAAAGCCACACCCAAAUUUGAAAAAGAUUAGUAUAAAGUCAUUUAUGGGUGUGAAGUUUUGUAAUUGGUUUUCCUCUCUUACAAAUCUUACUUCAAUUAGUAUAGAAAGGUGUGGGCAUUGCCAAUCUGUACCACCAUUGAAUAAACUUCCGCAUUUGAAGAGUUUGUCUCUUCAAUUUCUAUCUGGUUUGGAGUACAUCUCAGAGGAAGCAAAUCUAGAAUCUCUACCAGUGGCGGGGAUGCGAAACCUCACUUCUCUAGCUGGUUUGAAAAUUAUAUUAUGUUCAAGACUAACUCAAGUGCAUAAUGGUAUAAGAUUUCUCACCUCACUUCAAAAUCUGAGGAUUGAAAGGUGUGACAAGCUUGACUUUCUCACGGAUGACGUGCAAUGGCAAAGUCUCCAAAGCCUCUAUUCUUUACAACUUUUCAAUCUUCCAAAAUUGGUGUCUUUACCAAAGGGGUUUCAAUACCUUACCUCUCUACAGAAGUUGAUUAUUGGCAGUUGUAAGCAAUAUGAAUCACCCAGCAGUGAAGAUGAUGAUGAUAUGCCAUGGCAAGGCUUUAGGAGCCUCUGGUCUUUAAAAAUUCAUGGGCUUCCAAAAUUGGUGUCUCUCCCAAAGGGGCUUCAAUAUGUUGCCACUCUACGAGAUUUGUAUAUUGCAGGUUGUGACCAAUUUGGAUCACUCAACAGUGAGGAUGAUGAUGACAUGCCAUGGCAAGGCUUUAGGAGCCUUUAG
This is a messenger RNA of Pistacia vera, 3015 nucleotides long. RefSeq names its product putative disease resistance protein RGA3. The coding region runs from base 1 to 3015 and encodes 1004 amino acids. The record is from RefSeq and is a predicted model, not a curated record. The transcript is spliced from 2 exons. Gene Ontology annotation, molecular function: ADP binding. Gene Ontology annotation, biological process: defense response to other organism. NCBI's taxonomy places the organism in Eukaryota, Viridiplantae, Streptophyta, Magnoliopsida, Sapindales, Anacardiaceae.